Diospyros lotus (date-plum) is the source of this 2800-nucleotide messenger RNA. RefSeq names its product ubiquitin-like domain-containing protein CIP73. Lineage: Eukaryota; Viridiplantae; Streptophyta; Magnoliopsida; Ericales; Ebenaceae. Gene Ontology annotation, cellular component: BAT3 complex. The coding region runs from base 198 to 2318 and encodes 706 amino acids. The transcript has 16 exons. Gene Ontology annotation, molecular function: polyubiquitin modification-dependent protein binding; misfolded protein binding. The record is from RefSeq and is a predicted model, not a curated record.
AUCGGACGGCAAUGAUGAACAGUAACCUGAUUUGUAUAUAAACAAUUCACAGAUCAGAUAGCAUUAAUCGGUGACAGAUUGGGGGGGAGAGCGAGAGGGAGCCCUGAGCCCUUGCUCUGCUCGAUCGAUUAUAGUUCGCAAAUUGGAUCGAUCAAGCUUCACGUCAUCUCAGGAAAUUGGUUGGAGUUUUGAAGGAAAUGGAAAGUAAUGAUGCUAAUGAAGUUAUGAUUUCUGGGAGUGAUGAAGCAAACUGUCCUGAAGGGACAGUUGAGAUAAAGAUAAAGACGUUGGAUUCUCAAACAUACACCCUGCGUGUGAAUAAAUAUGUGCCUAUACCUGCUUUAAAAGCACAAAUUGCUACUGUUACCGGUGUAUUGUCCGAACAACAGCGACUUAUAUGCCGUGGAAAAGUUUUGAAGGAUGAUCAGCUCCUCUCCGCUUAUCAUGUGGAAGAUGGUCAUACACUGCAUCUAGUUGCGCGACAACCAAUCCCACCAUCAUUGGAGAGCCAUCCUGAUUUUCCAGCAACUGACCAGGCAUCAAAUCCUAGUAAUCAAAAUAAUCAAGCAGGCCCCAGCGUAGUUGUUGGGACCUUCAAUAUAUCGGAACAAGGUGAUGGGGUUCUGCCAGAUCUUAGUCGGAUUGUUUCAGCUGUUCUUGGUUCUUUUGGAAUCCCAAAUAUUGGGAGUGCUAAUGAAGGGACUGAUCUCAGGGAAGCUGGUGCAGAAAGGCUUUCAAGAACAAAUGUUGGUGACUUAAGAAAUUCUAGUGGACAACAAACUGACCAAGCUGCAUCAAGGAGUCAGUCUAUUCCUGAUAGUAUUGCUUCCUUAUUCCCAGCUUCUGUUCCUUUGGAAUCCCUGCAGCUGCCUGUGAUUCCUGAUUCUCUGACAACUUUGUCCCAGUAUUCAACUCGGUUGAGGAAUGAGUUCACUGCACAUGCUGGUGCAGGCAAUAGCUUUCAAGCUGCUAGAAUUCUGAGGAGUCUGGAGAUGAGCGGACAAGAAUCUGAUGCAGGCAUGAGAACUACAUCUGGACCGGCAGGGCUGCCAACACCAUCAUCCUUGGCAGAAGUGAUGCUGUCUACAAGACAAAUAUUCACUGACCAAGCAGCAGAAUGCUUAACUCAAUUUACAAGACUGCUAGAGGAUCAAACAAACGUGACUGAUCCGUUGGCAAGGAUGAAUAUUCAAUCGAAUGCAAUAAGAUCUGGAGUUAUUUUGCAAAACUUAGGUGCUUUCUUACUUGAGCUUGGUCGCACAACCAUGACAUUGAGAAUGGGCGCAACACCGGCUGAUGCCGUGGUCAAUGCUGGUCCUGCCGUGUUUAUAUCCACAGCUGGUCCGAAUCCAAUAAUGGUUCAGCCCCUUCCUUUCCAACCUGGGACAAGUUUUGGGGCAAUUCCUGUGGAAACUAUACAAGCUAACUCUGGUUGGGCUGGAGGCUCUCUUGGUUCUGGUUUACUUCCCAGAAAUAUUGACAUCAGGAUACGCACAGGUCCAUCGAUGCCAUCAACCACUACUAGCCAAAGGGACCCAGCUGGUGUGCAGCAGUCUCCAGCACGUAGCAACCCAUCUGGUGGAAAUUCCAUUCAUCAGCCCGCUCCAGAAGCCUCUGGAACUCCAUCUUCUACCAGGGGACCUGAGGUACGGGUGAUUCCUGUCAGGACUGUGGUUGCAGCAGUACCUGCUUCUGCAAGGCGUGCACCUUCUGAUUCAUCGCGUGGUUCAUUGGGGUUAUUCUAUCCUGUUCUUGCAAGAGUUCAACAUGUAGCCUCUGGACGUUUUAACAAUGUAAGGGGUUCACAAACAUCUGAGGAAGCCGGCUCUGGUGGUUCUGAUCCGGAGCAACAGCCUGCUCCUGAUUCUGCAUUACCACAGCAAGACUCUUGGCUUCCUGGAGCAGACGUCAACACCCCUUCUGGCGAUGGGAACCAAAAUGGACUUGAUCAGAUGUUGAGGUCUAUGUUCCCUGGGGGGCAGAUCCAUGUUGGUGAAGCCAACGUCCAGGGAAUGGGUUCAACUUCUGUUGCAGGUCAUGUGGGAACCGCUCAGGGCACAUCCUCUACCCCAGAGGCUGUAUCCAGAGUGGAUGAUGGAGGACUUGGCUUGUCUAAUUUACUACGUCAGAUUAUGCCCUUUAUUUCUGACAACACAGAUAGUGGAUCUGCAUCUCUCGAGAGAGCAAGUGAUGUCAUGGAUGGAACUACAGAAACCUCUACAGCACAAGGUCGUGAGAACCCUGACAGAGGGAGUUUGUCACGCCGGAAUGGUGAUCCACCAUCUUCCCCAAGUUCAAAACGUCAAAGGAGAGAGUGAUGCGUAUGGAGAGAGAGAAGAAUGGCAGCCCAUACAAGUCAAAUGCGACGAAUCUUUCAAUGAAGUGGUGUUAAGAGUUGAGAACUCUGAAGUUCCUAUGGCUGCCAUGCUAUGGUGAUUUCUCUUUUGACUUGUGAAGCAAUUCUAGACAAGAAGUCUUGAUUCUGGAAUUGGAUAAUAGAUUGUGGUUGUACUCUUCUAUAUGUCUUGGGUUUUGGCUUUAAAUGUGCUCUUCCUUCUCCUUCACCUCCUUUUAGCUUUAAUUUUUACCAUUCCAUUUAAUUUAUUUGUUCCUGUUGAGCGUUAUGAAAUAUUUUGUAAUGUACCUGCUAUUUAUGAUAUCCAGCUAAAUUUAGUUUUAGGGCCUUUUAUGUUGAAAAUAGGUAACAAGCAGGCAAUCUUAAAGAAUCCGAGGCAACUCUUAAUGUGUUUUUUUCUUAAUGUUUACAACUCCAUGAAAAAAGAUUCCAUGGAGUGUUCUA